This is a messenger RNA of Capsicum annuum, 1125 nucleotides long. Its product is annotated as high mobility group B protein 14. Lineage: Eukaryota; Viridiplantae; Streptophyta; Magnoliopsida; Solanales; Solanaceae. The transcript has 2 exons. Bases 452 to 940 code for a protein of 162 amino acids. The record is from RefSeq and is a predicted model, not a curated record.
GAGUAUACAUUUGACCUAAACCCAUACGACAUAACAAGAAAAUACUGUUUUACAGUACUCCCUCCAUUUCAUAAUAAAUAAAUUAUUGUAUUUUGAUACACAAAUUAAAAAAAAUAUAUUAAAUAUAUAAAUUUAACACAACUUUCGAAUCGUUGGUUUCCCAAUGUAAUGUUAUUUAUCAUUAAAUUGGAAAAAUUGAUUAGUUACCGAAACUUUCACUUUAUUAGUGAGGUCGAUUCUCCCAUAUUAAUCCCCUUUGCACUAAUAUUUUUUUUUUUCUUAAAAAGAAUAUUUUGGUCAUUUUAGGCUCACUAAUUCGCACAUUCCUCUAUUGUGCCUCUGUAUAUGCAAAAAGAUAACAAGUUGCCAUUCCGCUGCCUCUGCUCUCUGUGUGCUGUUGUUCUAUAGUGGCUCCACAAUCAAGAGUGAGAGGUUUGGUAAAAAAAGGAAAAUGGCAAAGAAAGCUUCAUCAAAGUCUCGAAACUCUGCUUCCGCUUCAACUUCAGCCUCUAGCAAAAGCUCCAUGACAGCAACCAAAAGCCAAAUGGUGCUGCGGGUAAAUUCACGCGAGAUAGUAAGUACAGCUGGAGUGAUGCAGUGCAAACCCACAUCAGGGAAGAAACUUAAGGCCACUUCCAAGAAGAAGAUUGCAAAAAUAGAUGCCAAGAAGCCUAAGAAGCCCCCCACCGCUUUCUUCUAUUUCAUGGAGGACUUCCGUAAGGAAUUCCAGGAGCAAAAUCCAGACGUCAGGUCAAUGCGAGAUAUUGGAAAAGCUUGCGGAGAGAAGUGGAAAACAAUGACAUAUGACGAAAAAGUGCAUUACUAUGAUGUAGCAACAGAGAAACGAAGGGAGUUUGACAGAGCCAUGGCGGACUUCAACAAGAAAAAGGAAGGUGGGGAGUUUCAAGAGUAUGAAGAAGACUCCGAUUUUGAUGAAUAGUAUCAGUCAUUCUUUGUAAUCUUCAGCUUUAGAUGUUUGAUAGGAAUAGUGUGUAUUUCGGCAUUACUUCUGUACAUCCAACUAAUCGAUCUGUAGUCUAUCGACUUCAUGUUUUAGCACUUUUGAUAACUGAUCAAACCUGCCUUCCCCAAACAAAGCAGAAUGCUCAAUUAAUGGGUUCUGUA